This is a messenger RNA of Priapulus caudatus, 1161 nucleotides long. RefSeq lists its product as uncharacterized. The transcript has 4 exons. Gene Ontology annotation, molecular function: nucleic acid binding. Gene Ontology annotation, biological process: DNA integration. Bases 1 to 1161 code for a protein of 386 amino acids. The record is from RefSeq and is a predicted model, not a curated record. Lineage: Eukaryota; Metazoa; Priapulida; Priapulimorpha; Priapulimorphida; Priapulidae.
AUGAGGAAAGCGAAUGAAGCCAUAAAACGCACAAAACAUGUCAUGCCAACAAUCAACGAGCUGAUCACAGACUUGAAUGGUGCAUCAGUUUUUAGUGUGCUGGAUUUAAGGUCGGCGUAUCAUCAACUAGAACUCCAACCUGAGAGUCGGUACAUUACGACAUUCUCAACGCAUGUUGGACUGUUCAGAUACAAAAGGUUAAUGUUCGGUAUCAACGCCGCUUCGGAGGUCUUCCAGAAUGCACUAUCAGGAGUGUUAUCCGGUUUAAAGGGAUGCAAAAACAUGUCAGAUGACAUCAUUGUGUAUGGACAAACCCAAGAAUCGCACGACAAAAACCUGAAAGCGGUACUAGAGCGACUUGAACAAGCCAACUUAAAGCUGAAUAAGGACAAAUGCAGGUUUGGACAGAAACAAGUUACUUUCUACGGACACAUUUUCAGCAGUGACGGGAUCGCUGCCGAUCGUAGGAAGAUAUCUGGUGCUCAAUGGGAGUGGACAUGUGUGCACCAGAAAGCACUUGAUGACCUCAAGCAUAAACUGACCAGCGUGUGCACAGAGGAGUAUUUUGAUCCAACCAAGCGUUCAGAAGUGGUAGUAGACGCAAGAAAAGAUGACGAAAAUCCUGCUGACUACAUGAGUAGGCAUCCGGAUCAACCAGCAGCGACAUACGCGGCCGAAGACUAUAUAAAUUACAUGUGUACAAACACUGUGCCCAAGGCACUCACUGUGAGAGACGUAGAGGAACAUGCUUUGAGAGAUCCGGUGCUACAGAGGCUAAUCCGUGCAAUUGGACAUGGACACUGGGCAGACGAGGAACUCGUUCCAUAUCUGACAGUGAAGGAUGAACCAUGGAAAGAAGUGGCAGUAGAUUUUGCCGGUCCAUUUCCGACGGGAGAAUACUUGCUAGCAGUGGUAGAUGAGUAUAGUAGGUUUCCAGAGGUAGAGCUGGUGACAAGUACAUCAUCGAAGGCCACAAUUCCUAAACUAGAUAGCAUAUUUGCCAGGCAAGGUAUACCAGACACAGUGAAAACCGACAACGGACCACCGUUUAAUGGUACAGAAUUCUCAUCGUUUGCAGAAGUUGGGAUUUCGUCAUCGACGUAUUCACCGUUGUUGCCAGAGGAAAAUGGAGAAGCUAAACGAUUCAUGAGAACACUGUAA